Nilaparvata lugens (brown planthopper) is the source of this 4241-nucleotide messenger RNA. Its product is annotated as carbonic anhydrase 1. The record is from RefSeq and is a predicted model, not a curated record. Lineage: Eukaryota; Metazoa; Arthropoda; Insecta; Hemiptera; Delphacidae. The coding region runs from base 438 to 1478 and encodes 346 amino acids. Gene Ontology annotation, molecular function: zinc ion binding; carbonate dehydratase activity. The transcript is spliced from 10 exons.
AUUCUAUUUGUUCUUGUUCAAUGGCAUGCCACAGUCAACUGAUAGGAUUUAGGAUGGCAGCAACAGAAAUUAUUGAUAAUCAGAUCACCUGCCACCCGCUCUAGGGCAGGUUCAAGUUCAGGAGACUGGCAACUCUAAAAUCAAUCACAAAAAUUCUGCAAACAGUCUUCUGGUUCAAAUAUCUCUUCUAUGACUCUGAGAUCUUGCUGGAGAGGAGUUUGAAUCCGUUAUCAGUGAGUUGCAUCUGGACAUUGUGAGCUCUAAAACGUUGAUAAGAAAAUUCAGCUAACGGACGGUACCUCAUACUUUCAAACUUGAAAGCUGACGGUCAAACGUAACUUACUCUACUACCUCAACAGAUCUCUCCAUAUUUUCGUAACUAAACAAGACUGAUAAAUACUUACUUGUAUUGGAAUAUAAGACUCCACUGCCGCAAAAUGGAGCUUUUCUUCCACAUAAGCAUGAUAGUGACGAUAAUGGUCGUGAGCCUGACUGGAAUGGGAAGAACAACCAGGCUCUUUAGGAGCCGGGGAGGUCCAAUGGCUCCGUCAGAGCCUGAAUUUCCGACAGAAUUGGAAGGAGAGGAUCGAUUUUUAGUGAACCCGCUCAAUGUUGAUGAGGUAUUGAGCUUCGGUCCAAGAGCUCCACAAGGAAGCUCGCCGGGUUUUCCAUGGGAUCGCUCGCAACUACCCCAACCGCAGCAGUCGCCCAUCGACAUCUGCCGAUGCAAGUGCAAGUCGAUGACAUAUCAACCACUCAAACUCAGCUAUGCCAAAACGUCCCGCAAUGAUGGCAUUGUCGUUGAGAUAAGCAACUCUGGCCACGGAGUGAAUCUGAAGGUACCGAAAGCGGAGGCAAAACCUUUUCUUUCCGGAGGAAUGCUGUCAAAUCGCUAUAUUUAUGACAACAUUCACUGUCACUGGGGCAGAAAUGAUAUAAUGGGCAGCGAGCACUUCAUCGAUGCAGAAUCGUAUCCGAUGGAAUGCCACAUGGUAACUUUUAAUGAAAAAUACGGAACCAUAAAUGAGGCUCUAAAAAACAAGCAGGAUGGUGUGGUUGUAUUAACUUGGUUCUAUAAGCUUGCAAAUGAGGAUAAUAAGAGAUUACAGAAUUUCCUGCAGUACGUUCCCUCGGUUCGUGAAAACGGAGCCAAAAUCUUUCGAGCUGAUCAGAAUGCAUUGUUUUUUCCCUUAGAGGUACUGCCCAUAAACCAAGAAUACUUUGCUUAUCCAGGUUCUCUAACAACGCCACCCUUUACAGAAGCAGUCACGUUCAUCAUUCUGCCAAUUGCUGUUGGUAUAUCCAAAGAUCAGCUAGCCUUGCUGCGUACAUUGAUGGACGACAAAAAUCCUUCGAAGCCAGUGCUCUCGAAUCGCAGGGAGAUCCAAACACUCAAUCACAGAACCGUAUACUGUGUGAAGGGACGUGUCCAGGCCAUCUCUCGAGAAAUUCCGCCACAACAAAGCAAUGAUGUAUAAACGUUUUUUAUCAGGCUUCCAAGCAAAGCUUAGAAGGCUAGGAAUCUAAGUUUUCAAUCAAAGCAAAGCUUCAAUGUUGUUGCUGAUAUGCAUGCUCCAUUCAUAUAGGCUCUAACCGACUGCUUUUAAACAAUCAAAAUCUGAUAGAGAAUAAGAAGCCAGCUUUGUUGAUGAAGUAAAACUCCUAAGCCAGUCAUCAAUCACUGAGAGUAUUGAAGUCAACUUCAAGAGAAUACAGUAUGUUUCACAGCAAUGAAACCUACUUAUAAUUCUAGUCACUCAUAAACUAAAAUAGGUUACAUAAACUGGAUGUCGACGUAUACAAGAAAACAUAGUAGGCCUAUCUGCUUCAAAAGUAGGUACCUAGUGAAAACAAAUUUCUAUACAGUUUGUAACUUCAAAAGGUUACAGAGAAACAAGUAGUUAACAUAUUAACGUACAGUACCAAUCUUAUGAUAGAACUUUGAUAAGCACGAAGUCGACAGAUUACUGAUCUUAUGACGAAACUAUGAUAAACAAGAAUAUGACUGCUGCUAUGAUAGAGCUAUGCUUUCAUCACAUUACUGUACUUAUAUCUAUUACCGCGGUAAUAGUGCGCGUAGGUACUGAUGAGUAGUAGCUUAUACAAAAUUAUCACUGGAAUAAGAUUAACCUAAACAAAACUGGAUAAUUAUUCUUUCUAGCCUACAACUCUCAGCAAUCAUAGAUGGUAUUGAGCUCGUGUUAUAACUAGUUGACUAUAUGAUUUUAAUUCAUCAACAGUCAAACCUGAGUAUAUUUCAACUACCACCUCAGAUCAAACAUUUUAUCUGCAAUGAUACCAAUAAAGUAGCUUUAAUCACCAAUCAGUUAUUCGCUUUAGAUAGCUCAGAUAACUGCUUUACUGCUAGCUUUAUAGUAUAAACAACACAAAAAGGAAUGAUGAAUCCAGAUUUGACAAAUAUAAGUACCGACAAACGAAUAUUUUUUUGAAAGACAUUUUUAACUUUGACUUUCUGUUGAUUGUAGAAAACACAAAAGUCCUAUAGAGCAUAAGUGCAUUAUACUUGAAAGUGGAUGGAAUGAGUAGGUCUAGUUUAGUGUUUUUUUCAUCACAGAAAAAGAAGAGAAUUGAAAUCUUGUCAAGGUUUUCUGAAAAGUACGACUGACUCUACACAAAUAUUUACCCAUUUUUUACCUACACCUAUUAUCUACUUAUUGUUACCGUAUUUUGUUACAGAGAUACAAUCAAAUACACAGAUACUGUUAGUGGAAUCAUACAGGAAUAUUACAAAAUUCACCUCACACAGAUCACACAACACAAAAACAAUAAACAUAAAAUCUUUUAAAAUCUACACAAGCUCAUCAUUGAUCCAAUUCAACUGUUACAAAGAGAUUAUAAAAAUCACUUCAUACCAUCUACUAUAUUUUUUUCAUCAUACACCUACACUUCACUUAUACAAAAAACAUUCGCAACAUACAAUUAGAGAGCAUAGAAUUUGAUUCUUACAUUCUAUACUCUCUGCUCACAUUCAAUUAUUUAUUUUCAUUUCAUAUAUGAAUAGAUAUUCUCAGCCAAUUUCUUGAUUUUCGAACAAGCACAGUUAACUAACAACAACCUUUCUCAAGUACCGGUAUCACACUAUAGAAAUAUGUUGAAUUUAUUUGACUCAUCAAGACCAACAACCAAACUGGAGCAUAGGUAAUCUUAUUACAUAUCUGAAUUUCUCAAAAAUAAUUGUUUUAUCCUACGGCACAACGCCGUAUAAGGCAGAAGAUUGACUUAGUUUCAAAAAUACUAUCAUAGGCUAACUACUAUCCAUACAAAUCCAAAUAAAGUUGAAAGUAGAAGAGAAAGUAGGCCUACUGAGGGGAAAUAAAUAUUCAUCACUUUAUCAUAUUUUUAUUGAAUGAUUCUCCAUAAUUUGAAGUUCAGAUUACAGUAAAAUAAUUAAUAAACAAAUUACUCUAAAGAACAGAUUUAUUCAUGCAGGCCUAUCAGAUGAAACCUGUACAACAUGCUUUCAAUCGAGCUUCUGACUAUUUUUAUAACAGUGAGGAAAUCAAUAGAGGAAGAGAUAUAUUUUCCUAUAUCUAUACUUCCAGAAAAAACUACCGAAUUUGAUAGAUAGCAAAAAUGUUUCAAUAUAAAGUGAUGUUUGGUAUAAUUCAUAUUCAUCAAAACCUCUCUUAUCGUUAUUGAUUUUUUGUAAAGUACCAAAGACAGCGAAGUUAUGCAAAAAUUCUUGAAAUCAUAAGAAACGUAAAAAACUCGUAAUUCCAUCACCCAUGACUCUCCAUGACUAGAAAACAUCGAUUUUCGUGAUUUCAAAGAAUUGUAUGAAUAUCACUAUAGAUAGGUACCUACCUUAUUCUCCACAUUAGAUGACUAUAGAAAAAUCUUAUUUGAAUCAUGAAUAUACUGUAAACAAAACUAUUUUAACUAGUGGAAUGUUUUAAUAGAAAUAUGGAAAUGCAUGCAUUCAGAACUUCAACAAUAACACGAUAUUAGCAUGAAUUAAUGAAGCUGCAUCAUUAGCUUUCCAACCGUCCAGAAGUACGGUAGCCUAAUAUUAUAUUAGUAACUCGCAUUUUUUGAAACUGCUCUAAAAUGUGAUGUUAAAAAUAAAUUUGCUUUGUGAAUGUAGGUAAUUAUUUAUCACUUCAUCAAAAUCAUACUUCAAGGCAUGACAGACAUGUUCAGCAUGCUUUGUGUAUCAUCCAUCGUCUCAUACUUUGUAUAUAUGCAUUUCUGUGAAUGAUAUUAAAAAAUAUAUAGAAUAA